AUGAUGAGUGUGGAAGAAUUUGUUGCUAUUGCUUCUACAAGCAUAUUCGUAUCGGGAACGGUAUUGAACAUCAUCUUCAUUUAUGUGAUUAUAAAUGGAACAAGGAGCGCUGUCGGUCAAGCUUACAAACAUAUCUUGAUUUCUUUUGCAAUAUGCAAUAUCAUUUUCGCAUCAAUGGAAUUUAUUGCAAAACCAGGUAUCUUCAUAUACGGUACCUCUCUGAUGACGUUCAGCCACGGAUUCUUCCAGUCAGUGAAACCAUGGGGUUUCCUGUCGCUCUGUUUUUUUAUAACAAUGUAUGGCAUCAAUACGGCUCUGUUAACACUCCAUUUCGUAUACCGAUACGUUGCCUUAUGCAGGCAUAACCUAUUGCAUAUCUUCGAAGAAAGUGUUUCUGUCGCUCUCGUUACCUUAUCGGUACUUUCAUGGGGUUUCGUUUAUGGCUUUAUAACGUUCUACUGCUUUGCCGCUACUGACGAUUAUUAUGAAUAUGCUAAUGCAUCGGUCUACGCAAAGUUUGGAGUGGAUGCUCACAGUCUGUCCUUCUUCUGCAUUUUCACCCAUGUAUGUUUGGAAAGAAUGUGA
Messenger RNA from Haemonchus placei, 585 nucleotides. The record is from the annotation of a GenBank genome assembly. Lineage: Eukaryota; Metazoa; Nematoda; Chromadorea; Rhabditida; Trichostrongylidae.